GAAGCCAUAUAUUUGUUCCCCAAAAUUGUUGUUUUUGUGACUGCCCUUCAGAGACAAUCUGUCAUCUCUGCUUUCAAUGCCCUUUUACUUUAGAUAUCUAUUUCUCAUCUUGAGGAUAAGUUUCAUUGGCCUGCCUAUCCUAGCUGGUUUUCUACCCUUCAAUUGAGUUCGUUCCGUUCGGUUUUAGAAGCUUGUCACAUCAAUUUGACGUUGGAGUACCUUACGAAGUUAAGUAUAGUGUGGUGGCAUGUGUGGUAUUUUCGGAAUAAAUUAAUUUUCAAUAACGAGAGUACGUCCUUUUCUCAAGCUAGUUUUAUUAUUCACUCUUUUAUGGGAAAAUGGGAGAAGGCCAACUUAGAAAUCCCUUCUUUUAAUACCCCUCUCCCCAAGGAUUGUAAACUCCCAGUCCGUUCAGGCAAAAAUCUUAUUUGGUCCCCGCCUAAUGAGGAUGUGCUGAAAGUUAACUUUGACGGAUCCAAGCUGGACAAUGGCCAAGCGGCGUAUGGGUUUGUCAUCAGAAACUCCAAUGGAGAAGUGCUCAUGGCUAGGGCGAAAGCGUUGGGCGUUUACCCUUCGAUUCUUAUGGCGGAAGCCAUGGGGCUUUUAGAGGGCAUAAAAGGAGCCAUUUCGCUCCAAAAUUGGAGUAGAAAGAUCAUAUUUGAAGGAGAUAACAUUGCUGUUAUCAACGCUAUGAGCCCAAGUGCCACUGGUCCCUGGACCAUUGCUAACAUUAUCUUGGAUGCAGGUGCUCUCUUGGGCCAUUUUCAAGAGGUCAAGUUUCAACAUUGCUAUAGGGAGGCUAACCGACUGGCGGAUUUCAUGGCUCACAAGGGGCAUUCUCACCCUGAAGUCUUGUGUUGGCUCCCCCCCUACUGUAUUGAUUUUUCCCUUCUUAUCCGUAAGGAUGUUUUAGGUUGGCCCCCUGACUAAGUUGGGCCAUCUAAGGUUUUUCUUUCCCAAUCAAAAAAAA
Messenger RNA from Beta vulgaris subsp. vulgaris (sugar beet), 970 nucleotides. RefSeq lists its product as uncharacterized. The record is from RefSeq and is a predicted model, not a curated record. The transcript has a single exon. The coding region runs from base 331 to 930 and encodes 199 amino acids. NCBI's taxonomy places the organism in Eukaryota, Viridiplantae, Streptophyta, Magnoliopsida, Caryophyllales, Amaranthaceae. Gene Ontology annotation, molecular function: nucleic acid binding; RNA-DNA hybrid ribonuclease activity.